GACACUCAGCGAGCACCAGAAGCCUCUGCAUGCUGUAGCUUCAUCCUACUUGUCUGAGAGGAAGCCUCCCUCGCUCGCUCGCUCGCUCGCUCUCUUUCCUCCCUCUGCUCUUAAGCAUCUUCUUACAAGCAAAGAGAACCAGGAAUGGAAAAUAAAGCCAUUUUUAGCCUGUCUGGUCAGAGAACAAAUUGUGAGCUGCCUCGGAGGAGUAAAAAGGUGGUCGCCGCUCAUCUCCAAUGACGGACACUAAAGAGACUGUCAGAUCCUGGGGAGCUGUUAAGAGUUUUGGAAGGGGCUUCAUUCUUUCUUUGGUUUUUUUUUUCCUUCCCUCCCCUCUCCCUCCCCACGUCACAGUAUUAACUGCAGAGAAAGAGGACAGAGAGGGAGAGGAAGAGAAUGAAAGGAAGGAAGAUCAACCCUUAUGCCCAUACUUCUGAAACUUGAAGGUCCUGGGAGUCAGCUUAAAAAUAAGGAAAAACAAAAAAGAUAGCUGGACAUGCCUCUCGCCCUUUGAGAUGAAGCAAAGUAGACAUUGUGAGCCUGCCAGCCAUGCAAAAAGCUGAAAGAAACUGAAUUUGUAGCAACAGAGAGCUCUUUUUUAGCCCUGCAUAUAAUUAAGUCAAACACAAAGGAAGCCGCUGAAUGGAGGUUGUCAAUCUCUGGAAAAGGGUGGGUAAGACACUUUUUAAUUUCAUUCUUUCGUGAAGAGAGAGUUUUUCCCCCCCUCCCUUAAUUGUUCCCGUCUUUGCUGCGGCGUCUAAAAUGGACAAAUUCUCGUGUACCUUUUGAAUGCUUCUGAACUUUAAUGCUGUGCUGCAUGCUGCUUUUAUGCCAACCUGCUCCCUAAAAUCCCACAAAGUCAAAUAUUUGGCCCAAUGACUCUCUUAUUUUUGCCUGUGCCUGUCCCCUCGCCCUUUCGUUUACAUAUGGUGUGAUGUAGAAUUUCUACGGAGAAAGGAAACUAACUGGUAAAAGAUUCAAUGGACUUUCUCAAGCACAUUUGGGGAUAUUCUUGCUAAUGGAUUUCCUUCUUAUUGGUGUCUGUUUAAACUGGCUGCUGAAGAAGCCCCCAGGAUUGAUCCUGUGUACCCUCGGUGUUUUUUUCAAAAUGCUUCCAGCCGUGCACACUGGGUGUCCACAGCUGUGUCGGUGUGAGGGCAGGCUUUUGUACUGCGAGUCGCUGAAUCUCACAGAGAUGCCGCACAACCUGUCGAGUGUGAUGGGUUUGUCACUGCGGUACAACAGCCUUUCCGAGCUGCGUGAUGGACAGUUCACAGGGUUAACGCAACUCACGUGGCUCUAUCUGGAUCACAAUCACCUUUGCUCCGUGGAGGGAAAUGCCUUUCAAAAGCUGCGGCGAGUUAAAGAACUCACUCUGAGUUCCAACAAAAUCACCCAACUGUCCAACACCACUUUCCGGCCGAUGCCAAACUUGCGCAGUGUGGAUUUAUCCUACAAUAACCUGCAGGCUUUGGAGCCAGACCUGUUCCAUGGGUUGCGCAAGCUAACGACGUUGCACAUGCGGUCCAAUGCCAUUAAGUUUGUGCCUGUUCGAAUCUUCCAAGACUGCCGCAGCCUGAAGUUUCUCGACAUAGGAUACAAUCAGUUGAAAAGCCUGGCUCGGAACUCCUUUGCGGGCUUGUUCAAACUCACCGAGUUGCACCUGGAGCACAAUGACUUGGUGAAGGUGAACUUGGCCCAUUUCCCGAGGCUCCUCUCUUUGCACUCUCUCUGCCUACGGAGGAAUAAAGUCACCAUUGUGGUGAAUUCCUUGGACUGGAUAUGGAAAUUGGAAAAAAUGGACCUCUCCAACAACGAGAUAGAAUACAUUGAACCUCACGUUUUCGAAAGCGUACCUCACCUCCAGUCCCUUCAGCUGGAUUCCAACCGACUCACCUACAUUCACCCAAGAAUCCUCAGCUCCUGGAAGUCCCUCAUGAGCAUCAGCCUCUCGGCAAAUGUCUGGGAUUGUGGCCGAAACAUUUGCGCUUUGGCCUCUUGGCUGAGCAAUUUUAAAGGCCGCUACGACAGCAACUUACUCUGUGCCACCCCUGAAUAUGCACAGGGCGAGGAUGUCUUAGAUGCAGUCUACGCUUUUCACUUAUGUGAAGAUGCCACAGACCUGACAACUGAUGUGAACCUUCUCUCUGCUGUGGCCAAUAUCAGUGACCUGACAGCCAGCCACGUCCCUUCGACUCUCAACUAUGACAUGCAGGAUAUGGAAGGAGAUAGAACAACCAACACUGUGACGGUCACUCUUCCCAGUGAGAACACAGAGAAUGCUGUUCACAUUCACAAGGUGGUUACUGGGACCAUGGCCCUCAUCUUCUCUUUCCUCAUUGUGGUUUUGAUACUGUAUGUUUCAUGGAAAUGUUUCCCAGUCAGCCUUAGGCAACUGAGGCAGUGCUUUGUGACCCAGCGUAGAAAGCAGAAACAAAAACAGACUAUGCAUCAAAUGGCUGCCAUGUCAGCCCAGGAGUAUUAUGUUGAUUAUAAACCCAACCACCUUGAAGGAGCUCUGGUGAUCAUAAAUGAAUAUGGAUCCUGUACGUGCCACCAGCAGCCAGCAAGGGAAUGUGAGGUGUGAUUUUAAAUUCUUUUCCAGUGGGGGAUUUCACUUGGUGUGCAACCAAAUAGCAGUCAGCAAAUAAAAAGACAAUUCAAUAAGGUUGACCUGACUUACCGGGGCCCUGUGUGCUGAAAAAAAUGUUGGUUUUUUUUUUUUUUAAUAAGGAGCUGUCCAAAAAGACAGGAUGUUAGCUUUAUUGUGGCUAAAA
Candoia aspera is the source of this 2777-nucleotide messenger RNA. RefSeq names its product leucine rich repeat transmembrane neuronal 1 (gene LRRTM1). Gene Ontology annotation, cellular component: extracellular matrix. Lineage: Eukaryota; Metazoa; Chordata; Lepidosauria; Squamata; Candoiidae. Bases 1019 to 2587 code for a protein of 522 amino acids. The record is from RefSeq and is a predicted model, not a curated record. Gene Ontology annotation, molecular function: protein binding. The transcript has a single exon.